AUAACUUUGUUUUACUUUCAGGUUAUGUUAAAUAAAAAAUAGGUUAUUGUUCCACUGACAGAAAAAUUUUGACGUUUGGCGUUUUAAACUAUUACAAAAAUUUAAGGUUAAAGCAUAUGGAAUAAAAAUAUUGAAUCAACAAUCAAUAUUUUAGAACCAACAUUUAUAUUUGCAUGGUAUUAGCUAUCUCACUUUAGCCACAAACUUUAAUAUUAGCGUAACUGUGGCCUAUGUUUGCUAACUGGAUUUAAACACAUACACAACUUAUUUAUUCUGUUAAAAUGUGACAUUAACAAGUGCCAAAGUACUAACAAAUGACAAGUAACGCAGAGACAGUGCAUAGAGUAGAGGUUAUUUUUCGUUUUCAGCUAUUUAAUGUCUUUAAAUUGAUAUAAUUAUCAAUAAAUACAUAUCGACUGCACUUAACUUUGUUAACUAAAAAUCAACAAAGUUUUGAGUACGUAACUUGAUAGGCCUAUGUAUAGUUGAAUGACUCAAGUAUAAAUAUUAGUGUAAUGUAACCAGUAGACGGUAUGAAAAGAAAUCAGAAACGUAAAGCACAUACUAAAACAAAGAUCAAAAUGGAAAAUCACAUUCGACUUCUUAGUGACAUUACUUCAGAAAUUUACGACGAUGAGAACAUUGUUACCAGCACAUCUUCUGAACAGGUUGAAGUUGAAAUGAUGAUUCUAAAAAUGUUCAAGUUUUUUGAAUGUAAGGCAUCAAUUGAUCCUAACAUGCCAAAACUUAACAGGAAACUACAUAGCAAAUUGUUGAAUAGUUGGCUCUUAACUUUACCUAAAAGCUACAGAUGUCUAGAAGCAAGUCGGCCAUGGCUAGUUUAUUGGAUACUGCAUGCUUUAUGGCUAUUGAAUGAUCUACCUGAUACAAAGACAUUAUCUAAUGUUGUUGAGUUCCUUUCGCAUUGUCAACAUCCAGAUGGAGGUUAUGGAGGAGGACCUAGUCAGUUUGCUCAUCUUGGUACAACAUAUGCAGCAAUCAAUGCCCUUUGUAUAAUUGGGACAGAUGAGGCUUAUGCUUCUAUCAAUAGAAAAUCAUUGAACAAUUUUUUAAGGGCAGUGCACGGUGUAGAUGGUUCUUUUUCCCUGCACAUAGGUGGUGAACAAGACAUUCGAGGGGCAUAUUGUGCUGUUACUGUAGCAAAAUUAACUAACAUAUAUACAGAUGAACUGUUUGAUAAAACUGCAGAGUGGAUAGUAAGUUGUCAAACUUAUGAAGGUGGUUUUGCUGGAUGUCCCGGAAUGGAGGCACAUGGGGGUUAUGCCUUUUGUGGUGUUGCAGCUUUAGCACUCCUUAAUAGAAUACAACUUUGUGAUGUUGAUGCUUUACUGAGGUGGUGUGUGAAUAGACAAAUGCGAGUUGAAGGCGGGUUUCAAGGGAGAACUAAUAAGUUAGUUGAUGGUUGCUAUGCAUUUUGGCAAGGAGCCAUCUUUCCUGUUAUAAGUGCAAUUUAUUCUCAAGAAAAUAAAGAUGUAGUAGAUAAAGUGCUAUUUAAUCAAGGGGCAUUGCAAGAAUAUAUUAUAAUCUGUUGUCAAUCACCAGAUGGAGGGCUUAUUGACAAACCUGGAAAGCCGAGAGAUAUUUAUCAUACAUGCUACACCUUAAGUGGCUUAUCAAUAGCACAGCAUGGCACCUGCACUGGAGGCAGUGUUAUUGUUGGUACGACUCGUAAUGAACUCAAUCCAGUACAUCCAUUACAUAAUAUAGCACCUAACCAUGUAUAUAACGCUAUGGCUUAUUUUCGUAAACAAGAAUAGAAAAAAAUCCAAAUUUAAUUUGUCCUUUAUUUAAUUUGUGAGUGAUAUUACAUAUAUCUUGUACAAUGAUAUAAGAGAGUGUUUUUAAAAGUUGAUAUAACUACCUGAGAGCUAGGAAUACUACAAAUCAACCAAAUAUGUUAAUUAAUAAUGAUAUCUGGAUGUUUUUAGCUAAGAUCUAGAUAAUUUAGUCGGAUGAUGGAUUUUUCAUAUUUCAUAUGAGUGUAAUAAUAAAUCUGUAUUAUGGCA
Molecule: messenger RNA, 2027 nt
Organism: Papilio xuthus (Asian swallowtail)
Lineage: Eukaryota; Metazoa; Arthropoda; Insecta; Lepidoptera; Papilionidae
Gene: Fntb
Product: Farnesyl transferase beta subunit
Exons: 5
Coding region: 534-1778 (414 amino acids)
Biological process (GO): protein farnesylation
Cellular component (GO): protein farnesyltransferase complex
Molecular function (GO): protein farnesyltransferase activity
Source: RefSeq, a predicted model, not a curated record